Messenger RNA from Didymodactylos carnosus, 2027 nucleotides. Lineage: Eukaryota; Metazoa; Rotifera; Eurotatoria; Philodinida; Philodinidae. The record is from the annotation of a GenBank genome assembly.
GGUUUAGGAGUUUAUUAUCAAAAUCCGUGUGUUGGUGUUGGAUGCGGAUUCCUUCGGUCGCACUGUCGUCUUUGUUGGAUCAAUCCAAAUGCAACUGGUAGAAUGGAUCGUCCACAAUGUCCGAAAUGUGUAACUAAAUUUUAACUAACAGUGACGUAUUGACUCUCAUUUCUAGUUUUAAAGUUCAAAUUUACCUUCCGUAUGUAUCCCAUGAACUUGUAAAUCUUUUUUUGUGAGUUUCUUACCUAUCUCUGUUCCUUUUCGGUAGUAUCAAGAAUAAAUUGCAUAUAAUUCAAUGUGCGCGUGUGACAGAGAGACAGUGGAAAAGAGGGAGUAAAGAAAAACUGCCAAAGUCACUUUGGUCGCGUCAUUUCGGGUUUUCUUCUGUGGCAGAAAGGUAAAAACUUAAGCUGACAUUUUUCAUCAUGCAUGUGUUAUUACCAAGAAAACAAAAAACGCUUAGCUGAGAAAAGCAUAUCCUGUUGCGUUUACGAAAUCUUCAGCAGCGUUUAUAUUAUAUUAACUGACUCUACAAAGCGAAGUAACCAUACUGAUUUUAAGUGGUCAACGGUUACUUUGUCUACCCUCAUGCUUUUUCCCCUAACACUUUUUUCUCAAAUCCAUUCAGUUGUCUUUUCAGUAGAAAAUUUGGAAGACCAAUUGCACCUUAAUUUUGAAAUUCUGUCUUUCGUUGCACCUAGAUUCUGGUUUCGAGCAAAGAUAACGAAAAUAUAAGUCAGUGAUGCAUCACCUGUGUUCUUUCAUACCUUUCUUUUGCAAACUAUGUGCAUACUUUUAUUCGAAGAAAUUUUCAUCCUACAGCAAAAUUUUAAGUUAUAUGUUUGUCACAAAACGUAACAAAAGCGUGUGAUUUUUAAAUUCAAAAUGAUUUUCAAAGUGCUUCUACUUUUUAAAAUUCUUUGCGUCAAGAUUGUGACAAGAUUUUUUUUUGAUAAAAAUAAUAAACAAUAAAUGAAUUCAACUGAGUAGCCUUAAUCAUAUACCUUUAUACAACAACGAUGCUGAUGAAUAUCAUCGGCAGAUAAUCACGACGAGUGAUGUAGAAAAUCAACCUGUGCUAACAGCUGCUGGAAUAGCAAGGGGGAAAAACCUCACUUUAAGUGCCUUUAAGUGUGUGCACUUCCGGGUUAACUGUCACUUUAAGUGUUUAAGUUCUGGGGUAUUAUUUCAACCUGCGCUUCUUCCUGGAAAGUCAAGAAUUCAGCCCUAUAUCUUCCAAAAUAUAAAUGUAUAGACUGUAGCUGUUCCGCGACAGCGAACAUAUGGUGAAUGUCUGUUAGUGAAAGUUGAAGUGGCAAAACGCGACUUUACCAUCACUACUGCUCAAAUCUUGUUCAAACAGAAAAAUAAACGUGACACUUGAAGUGUCACUUAACGCGACUGUCACUCACUUAUAAGUGUGUGCACCCUUUUGGGAGGUCGUUUCCCCCUUGUGAAAUAGGCUCAAAAACUGUUCCCAAUAAGGCAAUGAAAAUGUUAAAUCAUUUGUUAGUCAAGUUGCAGAUCAGUUCAAUCUGAAACUUCUCGCCGAUGCGGCGUUUGCACUUUUACAAUAUUGAACUUUUUGACAAGUCUUGGUUUCAAUGUACCAUACAAUUUUGCUUAUGAUCUUGCAAAAGAUUCACAUGUGAAGGAAAGUCAGAGAGAAUAUGUUAUCAUGUCGAUCGGCUUGUCAAAUGCUUUGGUCGCAUUUUAAUUGGCUGUUUAAGAGAUCGUAAAUUGGUCUGAAGGAACAGACUCUCUUAACGAUAUAUUGUGUUUUUUUAUUUUCUCAGGUCAAUCGUCUUUUAUUAUAUAAUUCAACAACAAUACAAACAAGUGCAUUGGGUAUUGUUCUACUCUUUCGGGGAAUUGCAGUCGCCAUAGGCACUCCGAUUGUCGGAGCCAUGCGUGAUGUAUUUGAAAAAUAUCUUCGACCAUUUCUUUGGCCGUUUUUUAUCUUUGGUAGUUUCAUAGUGUUAAGUGGUAUUAUCCUAUUUGCUAUUCCACUAUCAAAACGAAGAUAA